Molecule: messenger RNA, 4380 nt
Organism: Lodderomyces parapsilosis
Lineage: Eukaryota; Fungi; Ascomycota; Pichiomycetes; Serinales; Debaryomycetaceae
Product: ubiquitin-protein ligase
Exons: 1
Coding region: 1-4380 (1459 amino acids)
Biological process (GO): ribosome-associated ubiquitin-dependent protein catabolic process; rescue of stalled cytosolic ribosome
Cellular component (GO): RQC complex; cytosol
Molecular function (GO): zinc ion binding; ribosomal large subunit binding; ubiquitin protein ligase activity
Source: RefSeq, a predicted model, not a curated record
AUGGAGACAAGCAAGGAAGGAUUCACGGGAAAUUUAGGAAGCGCGGGAUUAGAUGUCACUUUGAAUUAUUUCACCAACCAGCCCGAUUUUCUGUCAGUGUCUAAUGCAGACCUUGCCAUAAUAUUCAAGUCGUUAAGUAAGAAAGAUCCCAAAACAAAAGAAAAAGCACUCAAUGAUCUCCUUUCGAUUAUUGAAGAAAAAUCGACGGAGUUUGACGACAUCGCAGUCGUAUGUUGGGUAAAGUUGUACCCCAAAAUUGCCCUUGACAAUUCCAAAGAUGUGAGGGCAAUGACUCAUCAAAUUCAAGGCACGCUCUUGAAAAUCUUGGGCUCAAAAAGAUAUGGGAAGUACUUAAAAAUAACAAUGCCAAUUUGGCUCAUGGGUACCAUGGACCCAGAUAAAAGCGUUUCAAGAACAGCAGCGAGACUUUUGCUCGACAAUUUUCAAGGCGAUGAGACCAAAUUCGAAAAAGUGUGGGAGAUCUUUGAGGAGCAGAUUAUAAACUUGGUCGGUUCAGUUGCCACUAUUGAAUCUCCAGAAACUUUGUCAGAUCCUAGGUAUUUAUCUGACUCAGAAAUUCAGAUUAAGUACGACCGCACUUUGAUGGUCUCUAUUGAUAUGCUUUUGAAGAUUUACAAGAAAUGUCAAUUAGUUACAUCUAUUGAGCUGAUCUUGGACCUGGAUGUCAUAUGGGAAAGAUUUGUCCACAGUGUGAAAGAAGAUACGAUGAAUUUGCGUCUAUUUAAAUGUAUAUUGACGUUAAUAUUGUCAACGUGUUCUAAAGAGAAUUUCCUUUUGGAGUCAAUGGAUCAAAAAGCUUUGUAUAAAACAAUUUCCAAAGCAGUUAUGAAAGUGAAAUUUGCAAAGAAUAAACCGGCAAUUGUAUACGCCCCGGUGAUUCUCCCGUUCUGGCAAGUUUUGAUCCAACUCACAAGAUUUCCCAAGCAUUGGGAGUUGAGCAAAUCAAUUUGGGACAUAGGUGGAAGCAAAAGUUCCUCAAGACUACACAGCUAUAUCCGUUUAGGACCUUGUGACUCAGAUCCUAGUUACUACGACGUAGUCGCUACAUUGUUUACAGAUUUCAAACUGGAUGAUAAAAAGGUAAUCGAUUUUAGGGACACAGAAGAGUCUCUGUUCUUUACAAAGAUCUUUAUGGAGCAAUUUGUAAAGAAUCGUGAAAUGUUCAAAACAUCCUGUUUGCGAUGCGCAAUGAAGGUGAUGGAUUUAUUUGACGAAAACAAGGUCGAGAACAUGAAAUUGAUUUUAAACAAUGUUUUGAAUUCCAAAAAAUCGAGGUUUCAAUCAACUGACAAAGAGCUAAUAUCACAGUUUAGGGAUUUUGAGAACAAGGUAUUGUUGAGGGAAUCUUUAUGCGCAAUUCAAUGCGAGAUUCAAAAGCAUAUUGAAGACACAUUGUACACUGAUGAAUAUUUAGUUCGAUUUUUUGAGUUAUUGAAAAUGCUGAAUCUCAAAGAUCAAGCUACCGAGUUGGUAGAAUUGGCGGUGAAGCAAUGUAAUACUCAAGAAGUGGAUAUCGUUCUUGCUGGGCGCUAUGUCAGUGCAUACUUGGCGGUGAAUGAUACAAUUACGCCAACGAUGGAAGCAUUUGUCAAGCAAUUGCCGGAGCACUUAGGUACGUCAUACGUCAUCUCAAGACAGAUUUUGAAUCAAGUGUUCUCCGAAAAGAUUUUGACUGACAGAGAGUUGGUAGAGUUGUUGAAUAAGUCAUUCGCAAAUCUUUUGGUAACGAACGUUGAAAAAAGAGAUGAUUUUGUCAAGUCAUUUGAUUUUGAUUUUAGCGAAUCAGAUUACCCUGAUAUAUAUCAUUAUUCGAGAGAAAAGUCGCGCGAUCUGGCUGAGCCAGAAUAUUUGGAAAAAUUAUUAGUAUCUGGAGACAAAGAAGCCUUGCGUGAUGUAAUAAAAGGUUUGGACGAACAAUCGUCUCUUGCAUUUAUUACCAUCGUCCUGAAAACCAAUUCCAUUGAUGUUACUAUCGAGCUAGGUAUCGAGAAUGUAAUAAAAUUUGCUUGGAGAAACGUGAAGCAACUGGUAAAAUUCUUGCAAGCAUUACGUCAAUAUGAAGCUUCGUUUUAUGCGUCCUUGAUGAUGCACCUUCGCACCUGUUCAAUUGAAACACAGUUGACUGAUGUUGAAGAACUACUCCGUGAGGCACCGAUUCUGUAUGAAGUAUUUGAAUUAGAAUUAAAGCAAUUCAUCAACAGGAUAGAACCGUUUGAAAUUGCUAUGGCAAAUGCAUUAGGUCCGGCUGUAUACUUGUGUAACUAUGGAUCGGAAGCUGUACCGAAGGAAGCAGUAAUCUUAGCAAAACUCAUCGUUGAGUUGAGAAUGGAUAACCCCAAGUGGAAAGUGUUGACACAGAUCAGCAAGGAGCUCGUCUCAGAUUAUGUUUUCACCCAAAACGUUAGCGAGGAGGAGGAAAUCAUUUUGAUGAAGGUCGUCGGUGAACAUGCUCGAGAGAAACACACGGAGUGCAUCGCAGAUUUGAUUGGUGACAACGAGGAGAAUCCAUUAGCUUUGGUAACCAAAGGCAAUGACCUUUUUGCUUUCUACGCAGGAAGGAGUUUAACAAAGACUAUUGAAAAUGCAUCGGAGCAAAUGAGUCUUCUGCAAUUUGAAUCAUUGAAGAUCAACUAUGUCCAGUUAUUGAAGCAUCCAUUGAAAAGCGUUGCUUUUGUUAAUGGUAUAAAAAACUUUCUCGGUUCGCAAACUCUAGAGCGUGCCAGAAAUUAUGCGUUCUCCGAGAUUUUGGCCGUCGAAAGGGAAAGCGAAAUCACUACCUUGGGAUUGAAGUGGAUAACGAUACUUGUCUCUUUUCUCAAUCAAGAGACCGGCUUGAAAAACGUUUUCCCCGGAGUAAAGCUAGCCAUGGUUUUGAAACAGAUUGACGAUUGGUUUGAGUCGUCAAUCGCAUACGAUCCUGAAUUUAUCAAUAUAAGAAUUCAAGUACUCAUCUUCCUAGGCCAUUUGUUUACAGUUGAGGAUACCUUACCUGAUAUUUAUGUUGACUUGGUCAACAAGAUUAUCGCUGAUAACCUCGAUAUGGCCGAUGAUAGGGUAGAUUUGAAGUACUAUACCUUGAAAGUUUAUGCAAGCAUGUUGAAGCGCAACCCUAAUGGAUUGGAGCUACAGGACGAGAGAUUGAUUGAAUUGCUCGCUACUGCUCCGAAUGACAACAAUGCCAGUCAAGUUGCUUACUUGGUGGACACAAUUUUGGAGAGAGCUCUUCAACUUUCCAAAAUAUCAACAAAACUUGUACAACGAUUCAAGUCUCAGUUAUUGAUUGUUCUCGCCAAAACAGUCUCCCUUACAAAGCAAAAACUCAGCAGCUAUUAUUUGUUGCAAUUGUACAAGGAAGAGAAGGACGAUUUUGUCAUUGAGUAUCAACUAUCUAAAGAUGAGAAUAAGAAAGCGCAAUUACCUUCACCUGUUUUGGAGAUUGCGGAAAAAUUUAAAGUUGAUUCAACUGCAGACAUAUUCAGGUAUAUGCUAUCGUGGCUCGUAAUCACCGAUUUUUUCAAAGAUGUCACCUUGUCAAUUAAAAAUGAUUACUUGAAUGAAGUGUUGGAAGGCAAAGAUUUCCAAACACUUUUGUACUACAUUUUUGAUCAUGUGGAUUUUAGUAACAAGUUUUUGUCAACAUUCCCAAUUGAAAGUGUUACCGACUAUGAUAUAAGAUACAUGUUCAAAGAUUCGAGUCGUGAGGAGGAGUUGAAAGUGCUCGCCCUUCACGUGUACUAUAAAUGCCUCAAGUAUUGUGGAUUUCAGGUCCAACUUUGGUUUAAGGAAAUCAGAGACAAACAGCUACAAAUGAAGGUUGAGAGAAUAACCAGUAAAUAUUUGUCACCGCCGUUGAUCAAAGAGGUAUUGGAGCAGGUCGAAGCUGAGAAACAAAAGCUUUUGGCAAAAGAGGAUAAUUUAUCAAUCAAAAUAAAUCGUGUAUCUAAUGAAAUCAAAACGUCAUAUCUCGUCGACGAUCAAAAGCUCGAGAUGGUGGUCAAAAUUCCUGCUCAUUAUCCGUUGGAAAAUGUUGUCAUUGAUGGACCUGCGAGGGUUGGAGUAAAAGAAAAUAGAUGGAAAGCCUGGUUGUUGGCAUCGCAGAAACUUAUUUCCUUACAAAACGGUUCAAUCAGUGAUGCCAUUGAACUUUUUUGCAAAAAUAUCAAUCUACAUUUUUCAGGAUUUGAAGAUUGCGCAAUUUGUUAUUCAAUCUUGCAUCAAGAUUUAUCAUUACCGUCGAAAACGUGUCAAACAUGCAACAAUAAAUUCCAUGCUGCAUGUUUGUACAAAUGGUUCAAGAGCUCAGGAAAUUCAACUUGUCCUUUAUGUCGAACACCAUUCAACUUUAAAACUAGAAACUAG